Messenger RNA from Hydra vulgaris (swiftwater hydra), 3669 nucleotides. Lineage: Eukaryota; Metazoa; Cnidaria; Hydrozoa; Anthoathecata; Hydridae. The record is from RefSeq and is a predicted model, not a curated record.
ACCUUAAAAAUUAUGUAAGAGAUAUUAUUUAAAAACAUGCAAGAGGUAUCUAUGUAAAAAUGUGCAAGAAAUAUGUAUGUAAGAAUAUACAAGAGAUAUGUGAAAUGACUUUUUCGAAUAAAAGUAAAAGAAAAGAUGGAUUGCUUAAAAAUGGAAAUAAAUUAUUCAUUGAGUUUAUCAAUUUAGCACUUACAAGUUUAUUCAAUUGUUACCCAACAAAAAAUAAUCAAAUAGCAAACUAUGCAAAAAUAUUUCGCAUACUGUUAUGUACUACUCUGCAAGCACAAAAAUCAUACUAUGUGCCUCCUACAAGCAAUGAUUAUCAAAUAACAGAGGCUUUUUAUUACAAUGGUGACACGAGCAUUACUUUGCAAGGUGUUAGAAGAAUGAUGAACAUCACAAGUACCUCAUAUUUAUCAAUAAGUCCAAAUGACUUAGAGUUUGAUGUAUCACCAGUUUCAUACUUUACUGUAAAAAUAAAUGGAGUCAAAUUAGUUCAUCAGUUUAUAGUUAAAUCGGGUGAUUAUAAUGAAUUUAACUCAAUUACUGGAAUCUGGUUGACUUUUCGUUUAAAUAGUGACAGAGAUUUUGUUGUUUACACAGAAUUCAAUCAAACAAAGAUUUUUGAUGGUAACUAUGCUAGGUCUCAAUGGUUCAGUUAUGAUUUGCUAAAUCCUUUUAUGGCUUCUGAAAUCCAAGUUUUUGCUUUCUCAGAAUAUCGUUUGACUUACUUUGCUAUGGACUUUAGAUUUAUUGAAUCUUUUCCAUAUUUAUUUGAAAAUCCUAUGAUUGGACUAUACCAGUUUAUGGCCAGUGAUUUUUUAAGUAUCAAAUUGGAUAAAUCUUCACUUAUAUCAGGAAUGGAAUUUGAUAAAAUUGAUUGGUUAUUGAAGUUUUGUAUCUACUACAGUGCAAACAACCAAUUUGUGCCCUACAAAGACAAUAGUUUGUUUGAUAUUACUAUAUUUACAGUAUCACCAAGAAUUACUCUUCGUCCAUUUCGAACAUCUGAAAUUAACCUAAGUUGCUUAAACUGGUUAAUAAAUGGGGAGCAAAACAUAUCUAUUACUUUACUUGGAGAUGAUUACCUUUCAGCUGACUUUGUUUGGUUGAGUGCAAACUUCAUCCAGUACAAUACAAGUUACUACAUCUAUCCAAGCAUCAGAGGUAUCCAGAAGUUGUUUGGUAGCACUUAUUAUUUACAAAAUAAUUUAAUAAACAGUUUUCAUACUUCACUCAUGAGCAAUCAAUUUGGAGCUGAUUGCAUUACUCAGCCUCAUUUGUGUGUUAGUGGAUUUACAAUUCAACUUGAUGUUGCUGUUCCAUUUUCAUCUUCCUCUAUUUGGAAAGAGUUUUUUGUAACAGAUUUUUUAUGGAAUACAUCAAACAGUGAAAUCUAUUUUGGUUCGAAUGUAGAAGAGACAUUUUUGGUUUUCAAUAAAUUUAUUUUGCCAUCUACUGUAAAUUGGAUGAAACUAGAUUUUCAUAUGUUUCAUUUAAAGAAAACUCUUAAUUCAAAUACAAAUUAUUCAGCAAACAUCUAUGCAUUCUCAAUUGUUUCAAAUGAUAUGACUGCACUUCAAUGUUCAGAUUAUUACAAUAAUCUUAGCAAUAAAACUUUUUUUUUAAACUUCAUAUCAAUAACUUUUAAUGGUUUAACAGAUCAUCAAAGCUUUGAGUUGACAAGUAUAAUAAACACUUUAAGAAAUAACAAUUACGGUAUGCUUAAUGGUUUAUGUUUAAUAGUGAAAACGACUUAUGACCUUGCACAAAAUAUCACAAAAUUUUCACAAAAUGAUUUUAAGUUAUCUUGUUUAUACGGAGACACUGUUGUUGGAGAUGUACGAUCCUUGAAUACACAGAAUGUCAAUGAAAGUUCUUUAACAAUCAUUACUUUAGAUAAAUCUUAUAUAUAUUCUAUUGAAGUUUCCUUUGAUCAAAAUUAUUAUAUGACUGGAAUAAAAUUGUGGAGUCAAUCACAUAUUUAUGUAGAUUUAUUGAUUCAAACUGUAUACUUUUAUCCAAUAGCAAAUAACUAUUUUACAGUUACCAAGAUUUCUUUACAUGGUGGUGAAAGUCAGUAUGUUCCUUUUAAUGGUGUGAUCAAAGCAAAAAAUUUUAGAAUAUUAUUAACAUCUAAGAUUAUUAUUAAGUACAACUUUUAUGGAACUGAAAAUACACAUUGGACAUCUCCCAUACUAUCUGCUGGUUUAGGAGGAUAUCAAACAGCUACUCAUGGCAAUGGGUUUCAAAUUCAUUUAACUGAUAAUCAAAUUACUGCUACUGUGGUAACAAUGUAUGGAAAGUAUAAAGUUUCAAUGGCUAAUCCUUCAUCAGCUCCUUACACUCUUACUCUUGUCUGGUCUGUAGUCAAUGAUACUUUAUAUUUGUAUUAUAAUGAUAUUUUGAAAGAUACUGGAGGAAAUAGUGAAGCAAAAAUAUUUUCAAACUUUAUGUUUAAUGAGUAUAUUCUCGUGUUUGCUGAUUACUACAACAGUUUAUCUACCAUUCAAGCAAGUCUUUCUAAGAUAACAAUAUGGCGUACACCUUUAACAGUAAAUGAAAUUUUUCAAGUUGUUUACAAAGCACCUCUUGCUGAGUAUAGUUAUUCAAACAUCGUAUCGCAAGAUUUUUUUUAUGGUUCAGAUUGUAAUUGCAUAUAUGGAGAAUGUCCUUGUGAAACUCUUGAUAUGACUGCAACAGUGGAGUAUGUAAGUAGGCUGACAACAUAUUUUGAGGUUUUUGAAGAUGAUUAUUUGGGAUAUGAUCAAUCAAUAGUCAGCAUAGUUGAAAUGGACAAUAAUUACACUGACAUUUAUUUUGAUAAUAUUGUUUUGGAUUUUGACAAUGUAUUUUUGCUUGAUGUUUAUUUGAAUGUCAACUUACUGUUUUCUAAUACAGAUGAUACCAUCAACAUUCAGAUAUCCAACAGUUCAAACAGUAAAUUUUUAGAAUUAACUAAAUUGGUCAUUUCUAAAGAAGAUGAUAGCGUUUAUAUCACAAGUCCUGAUCUGACUGAACUAUUAAGAAUAUUUUCUCGUACAGCAACCCCUCUAACAGUUGCUUUUAGAAUAAAUAGUUUAAAUAUUCAACCGAAAUGUUUUUUGAGAAUAAAGUAUAAAAUAACUCAACCAGGUGGUUUUACUCAUGCUAAUGCUAUACUGAGCAACUCAGAAGAUAUGUUUGCAAAAGUGCAUUUUAAUGUUAUCGGAGAAUGUGUUUCUUUCAAAUUUAAAUUUGGGGGGUCUGGGUUUUCAAAUCUUGCUAUUUUUGGUAAUAAAGAUUACAUAAAGACAAGAUUGGGAUACUAUUAUCGUCAAGAAGCGCAAGAUAAAUGGAUUAAUGUUGAUCUUGAUUCAAGUUCUCAAAAGUUUCAAACUGUUGAAUUUGUUGCUUUAAAAAAUGGACUCGAAAUUGGAUAUAUUGCUUUUAAUAGCUUUAAAUUUUUUCAAAACUGUUCAACUGGAGAUACAAGUUUAACAGGUAAUGGAAAUAUUUUUACAAUGGAUAAAAACUAUUCUCUUUUAUAUCCUGUUGUUAUGAUUACAGACUAUGAUGUGUAUACAAUUUUUAAAACUAAUGUUAGUUAUGAGUUCACAAAUAUAAAUCAUUUCUUCAAUAGUUAUGAUUUUAAAAUGGUUUAAUAGACAAAUGAUGUUUAGUUAUUGG